CGCAUACAGCGGGCCGGCUGCUGCUGCGCGCUUUGGAUUGAAUUAUUUAGUUUAGUUAGCUCGCUGAGCAUCUGAAGACUAAAUAUGCCGCGGGAAAUCAUAACACUUCAGCUUGGACAGUGUGGCAAUCAAAUUGGAUUUGAAUUUUGGAAGCAGCUGUGUGCAGAGCAUGGCAUCAGCCCAGAGGGAAUUGUUGAGGAGUUUGCAACUGAAGGAACAGACAGAAAGGAUGUGUUCUUCUAUCAGGCUGAUGACGAACACUACAUCCCCCGUGCAGUUCUGCUAGAUCUGGAGCCCAGAGUGAUCCACUCCAUCCUCAACUCUCCUUAUGCCAACCUAUACAACCCGAGAACAUUUACCUCUCUGAGCAUGGUGGAGGUGCUGGGAACAAACUGGGCUAGUGGCUAUUCACAGGGUAAAAAAAUCCAAGAAGACAUCUUUGACAUUAUUGACCGGGAGGCAGAUGGUAGCGACAGUUUGGAGGGCUUCGUCCUCUGUCAUUCAAUUGCUGGUGGGACCGGAUCAGGGUUGGGAUCCUAUCUACUGGAGAAACUUAAUGACAGGUACCCAAAGAAGCUGGUCCAGACUUAUUCUGUUUUCCCGAACCAGGAUGAGAUGAGUGAUGUGGUGGUGCAGCCGUACAACUCGCUGCUAACACUGAAAAGGCUCACCAAAAUGCAGACUGUGUGGUGAGCAGUACUCAUUACU
Molecule: messenger RNA, 708 nt
Organism: Thalassophryne amazonica
Lineage: Eukaryota; Metazoa; Chordata; Actinopteri; Batrachoidiformes; Batrachoididae
Product: tubulin gamma-2 chain-like
Exons: 6
Coding region: 85-693 (202 amino acids)
Biological process (GO): meiotic spindle organization; cytoplasmic microtubule organization; mitotic spindle organization
Cellular component (GO): gamma-tubulin complex; nucleus; spindle
Molecular function (GO): GTP binding; structural constituent of cytoskeleton
Source: RefSeq, a predicted model, not a curated record